Molecule: messenger RNA, 1614 nt
Organism: Fusarium mangiferae
Lineage: Eukaryota; Fungi; Ascomycota; Sordariomycetes; Hypocreales; Nectriaceae
Exons: 8
Coding region: 1-1614 (537 amino acids)
Source: RefSeq, a predicted model, not a curated record
AUGGACUCUUCGUCUGGGAGCAGAACUCGUGUCAUUGUUGCCCUAGAUUUUGGGACUACUUUCUCAGGAAUUUCGUAUGCGCUACUGACGAACAAUGGAGCCAAGUCAUUCUCUUGGAGAUCCGACGGCGGAUGGUUACAGAAAACCCCUACGCGGAUCGAGCUUUCUAAAACUACUAUCGAAUGGUUUAAGCUUAGCUUACUCCACCGUGAUGAUCUACCAUCAGAUGUGAGGAACUCACGCAAGUUUGAGGAAUUAACCAAAGCCCGUGAGGCAAUCAAUGUCACGGCCAUCAAUGCAACAGCACGCUACCUUGGCGAAAUCUGGAAAGUCUUUCUCGGGGAGCUUCAGAAGGACAUCCGCCACCCUGACAUCCAGGUAUCCGUCACAGUCCCUGUGCUUUGGCCACUCUAUGCUCGUCAAGCCAUGGAAGAAGCCCUGAAUCGAGCAGGGAUUCUGAACGAGAAUGUAGUUCUGGCGCCUAAAUUCCUUAUUGAGCCAGAGGCUGCGGCUCUGGCUUUCUUUUCGAAUGCACACUACUUCGAUACAAACAUCUCCAAACUCAAACCCGGAGAGACAGUCAUGGUCUGCGACUGUGGCGGCGGUACCGUCGACACUGCCGCCUAUAAAAUCCGCUCUAUUCACCCCUUCCGCGUCGAUGAAAUCCGCACUGGCCAAUGUAUCUUUGCAGGAGCUUGCCUGCUAGAUGAUGGAUUCAUGAAACUUCUAAAGGAGAAGGUCGAGACGAUUAUCUCUCCCCAGGCGUUCAAAGCCCUGACAGAUAAAGAUCUCUACUACAUAACCUCCGAUAGAUGGGAGACUCUUAUAAGACGGCGCUUCGGAGACAACUUCCCUACCCAGAAGAUCUAUCUGCCAUUCAAGUGGGCUGCGAGCCGCCAGAGAAGAAUGCCCAUUGGGCAAGGCGAUGACGUUACAUUCACCCAUGAUGAUCUUGCUUCGAUCUUUGACCCCAUUGUGGGAAAGAUUACACAACUGAUCGAGGAGGAGAUGCUGGGGAUUUCAGCCAAUCUUUCAAAGGACGUGUCGUACCUCGUUGUGGCCGGAGGUUUCGGGCAGAAUGCCUACCUGCGACAGAAAGUCGCAGAGACUGUGGCCAGAGUUUCUCCCACCACGACCAUCCUCGACUAUCCAAAGAGAGAGGGUUGGAAUGCAGUGUCCAUGGGAGCCGUUACCAAGGUUCUCCAAGAGCAGGCGUUUCAGCAACCGGCCUUAGUAACCUCCAGGAUCGUCAGAGCUGGCUGGGGAGUUCGCGCCAGCCACGGGAACUCAAUCAUCUGGCUCGUCAAAGAAAACGAAUCUCUUGACGCUACCCAACCGAAUCUACGAAACAUACCCGCCGAAGCUCUUUCGGCAGAGUAUCACACCGGCGGAGACGUUUUUGGUAUUCGCGUCUGCCGCACAGACCCGCGGAAGAAUGGAGGCCAAGGCUAUCGAAAUGUCUGUCAGCUCAGAUGGAAGCCUGACACGGAUGCCGACCUCAAGGCGCCGCUGCAGAUCGACCUGAUAUGGGACGGGUCAGAGAUGGAAUUCUCGCUGUAUUGCGGUGGGGUUCAGCAGAGCUCUGUGGACAUUGAGUACUGCUGGAACAUCUGA